Molecule: messenger RNA, 276 nt
Organism: Suillus plorans
Lineage: Eukaryota; Fungi; Basidiomycota; Agaricomycetes; Boletales; Suillaceae
Exons: 2
Coding region: 1-276 (91 amino acids)
Source: RefSeq, a predicted model, not a curated record
AUGCAGAUGAUGGCAAUGCAAAGCUUACGCCCGGCACCUCCAGUAGGCUCGCCCUAUCCGUACCCAUUCUCUCAUGUUCGGCGCAAUAACGUUUACUCUACCUAUUCCAUCCACACUGCACCUUCCUCCAACUACGACCCCAACCAUCCUUCAGUGAUAGAAGAGCAACUCACUCUCCAGAUGCAGAUGUACGCCUUGAAUAACCACGCAGCAUUAUCUGACUCCACGUUCUCACCAUCGUCAACGCCCUUCCCCGGAGCUGGAUACAACCCGUAG